GCGCACUGUCUAACUUUCAAAAUAUUAUCUGAUUAGAUGUCAUAGUUCUUUGGUCUAUUAUAGGAUUAUGAGUAUAUACACGAUCUUCUAUGCGCAAUUUGGUUCUUACAUUGUGAUUAAGUAACUAGUGCUUUUGGAACCUUAAGAUUUGAGUAAUAUUAUAAUUAUUUAAUGAUAUUACUGUUAAAACAAUAGAAGAACAAUGACAGUCUAUACAUUAAGCAAAUUAACAUCUUUAAUUCAAAAUACAAGAAAUCAAAGUAGGCCUUUCUUUUACUGGCUUACUGUUGUAUUUAAUAGAGUUGAUGCUGAUCGUAUAAAGGAAAUUGGUCCAGAUCGUGCUUGUGCAGAAUGGCUUUUAAAAAAUGGAGCAUCUGUCAAAUGGAAAGAUUUUUCUGAACCAUUAACUGAUUAUAACGCAUUACCAUCUAGUGGAAACUAUUACAUUGAAUCUAUUGAAGCAAAUGAUGCUGGAAUAUGUGAUGUAGGAUUUCCAUAUCUUGAAGGAUGCAAACACAUAAAAAAUAUAAAAUUGGAAAGCUGCAGAUACGUUGAUAAUAAAGCUAUACCCUAUCUAUCGCUUAUUCAAGAUUCUUUAACUAAUUUAGAAAUUAUAAAAUGUAAAAGCAUUGAUGAUGGUGGACUACGUCAAUUAAAAGUAUUGAAAAAUCUAAAACAAUUAAAAAUUCAAGGACUAUCACAUAUCACGGAUAAUACUGUUCAGAAAGAACUUACUAAAGCUUUGCCCAAUUGCAAAAUAGACUUUGAAUGAAUGACUUAUGUUUGAUUGUUAGCUAAAUUAUUUUUGAUAAAUGUGUUAAGAUUUGUGUGUAAAUAUAAUAGUAUAACAUAAUAAGUGAAAUAUAAAUAUGAAUGCAUACUGGUUCCUUUAAACAGA
This is a messenger RNA of Bombus terrestris (buff-tailed bumblebee), 898 nucleotides long. RefSeq names its product ATP synthase subunit s, mitochondrial. Lineage: Eukaryota; Metazoa; Arthropoda; Insecta; Hymenoptera; Apidae. Bases 203 to 772 code for a protein of 189 amino acids. The transcript has 5 exons. The record is from RefSeq and is a predicted model, not a curated record.